AUGUCUGUUACAGCUUCUUUCCUUCCAAUCACCGCUACCAUCACUACCACCACUACCAUAACCAACACUAUUGCAACUACAAGCGACAUCACUGCCACCACCACAACGACAAAUUCAUCAUCUUCUUUCUCAUCUUCUUCUGGGUUAUCUUAUUGUGCCAUUGCCAAUACCUCUCUCAUUCCGCUCACUGUCAAUAUCCUUCGAGAACAAGAACAAGAAGGAAUUCAAUGUCCUUUUGGGUUCUUUAAACGAUUGGUGAUCAAAAACUCCAACACGUUGAGCUUUGAAUGUGUGAGUGUGAUGGACAUGUUGAACGAAAUUGUCGAUCGUAAAGAUUGUGAAUUCGUGUCAUCAUCGAUCGAUUCAAACAAUGAUGAACUUGACACAGAAGGACCCAGUACAGAUCUUAGAAAUUGUGUCUUUGACUUUCUUCAUUGCUCUCCACGAACUCGGAAAUGUACCUUUACGAAUACAAGAGCACAAGGAGAUGCUUGUGUGGAUCGAUAUUCGUGUGUGGGGUCGAUUCAAAAAGUCACUACCAAUUGCUAUGAAGGAAAAUGUACAACCAUGAAGGCAAAUCCUUCUCUCCCGGUUGGCGCUCCAUGUUUUCCUUUUGUGACAAGUGACAGUGGUGUCUCCUCAAUGACAGAUAUGACAUCUGAGAGUCGCUCUUUUAUUCAUGUUUUGAAUAAUACGUAUGAUACUUGUGUUCAGAAUGCUAUUUGUACCUUAUCAAAUGGAACUCAUUAUCAUUGCAUUCGAUUACAAACAAAACGUGCUGUGAUUUCUGAAACGUGUGGAGAAUCUCAAAAAUUCUCCAACGUUCAAGAUAUGAGUUACAAAAUGUGUCAAAGUGGCACUUCUUGUGAACCACUCCAACAACAGCAACAACAACAAACAUCUCCAUUUUCAAGAAUCGCUACCACUGCCACAACCUCCAUUUCGAAAAAAGUGUGUAUUCCUUAUUUGCUAACCAAUGAUUUUUCCGACCGUUUUCGAUUUCCUUUCAAUUCAUUGUUAAUGCAGCAAGAAUGUCCGUUGAAUUACAAAAUGACUUCUACCUAUAUGGGUGAAAGAAACCUGUGUGUGAAAAAUGGAAGUGAAAUUUGUUUAAAUGACAACACUUGUGGUGGCUUUGACUCGUUGAACAUAAAAGCGAGUUAUUCCUUUAAAAGUGUUCCUUAUCCUUCGUAUUUUAGACAACAUUUCAUGAAUAAGUUCACUAAAUGUGAUGAUCAAAAGAAGAAGUGCAUUCGAAUAUUUGGAAAGGAAAAUGGAGUUUCAUGUGGCGAUCAUUCAGAAUGUCGUUCAACGUAUUGUAACGCAGCAAACGGUAUUUGUUCUGAAUUGCCAAAGGAAGUACCUUGUGGGCCAAGUGUCACAAAUCCAUCCAUUUCGAAAUGUCCUGGAUAUUCGCAUUGUGUUUGUGCCAACUCCACUCAAGGAGUUUGUGUGAAUUUAUGUUUUGCAGAAUUGUCAGAUUUACACACAUGUGGCUAUAAUUACGGAAUAUUUGGAGAACACAGUCCAAUUUCAAAAAUGGAACAAUCCCUAAUCCCAUUCAUAGAUCAGGCAUCUUCUUUAUUCUCUCUUGAAAAUGGAAAAUGCAAAGAUUACUUGAACAAUUAUUAUGAAUGUAUGAAAUCUGUUCAACAAUCAUUGAAUUUAGAGACACUUUCACUCUCAAAUAUCAGCCAUUCAAUAUCACCAUCUGCUCCUGAAGUGAACGAUCGAGUGUUUAAUGAUCUUUACAAAGCAUAUAGUAGUGUUUCACCGCCCCUCAUUUCUGUUCAAAUGAAUGAAAGCUACAAACCUGCAACUCCACUCGAACCCAUUCAACUUAAUAUUGUAGACAUGUUGAAAGAUUACUCUUCAUUGAUGAAAAAAUCGAACUUUUACAAGAAUGUCAAAGUAUCGAAUCAAGUGGUGAUUCUCACAAUGGAACGAAUGGUUGGAUUAAUUCCUCGAUACAAAUCUAAAACUAUUGAUUUCAGUAAUAUUAACGCCUGUGGCUGUUGUACUUCGAACAUGACAGAAUACCUGGAGGCGUCUAUUGAGGGAGGAAUUUUAUUGAUCUCUCAAUCCAGAAAUUCAUCCUUGUAUUUGAAUACUGUGGAUUUGAGUAUCAAAAUUACAGGAUUUGAAUCCAUUAUGGGACAUGAUUCGUUUUUAAAUCGAAAUUGGUUUGAACAAUGUGACGUCAUUUUGGCUCCUCCUCAAGAUAUCGAUCUUAUUACUCUCUCCAUCAAAAAUAACAUGUUGAUAUUGGAUCAAAAUUCAACCACAGGUGCAUAUUCCAUUCAAGAGCUUGAACAAAAAGCCAUGUCAGAUUUAUUCAUGGUUUUCACAUCAAAUGUACCAUCAAAAGUAUUGACCAUUCCAAGAGAUGUGAGAAAUGCAGCCAUGAUCAAUUCACAAUUAUUGGACAAGGUGUUGACGGCAGUCGGCUCUGUCAUGAUUCAAAAUUACAAUAAUUUCAUGCAAUUGAUGAACAACAACACUAAUUUCACAGAUUGUUCCAUGUUCAAUUCCACAUUUACUGUGAAGGACUAUCACACAACAAUUUUCUCUUAUCCACUCGUUUUUGAUUUUAACUAUCCAAUGCCCAUUUCUUCAUCAUCGUUUAUUAUUGAAUAUGAUUCGUGGUUGGCAAUGAAUAUCACGAACCAAUAUGGACUUUUCUCACAAAAUGCACUUUCCAUGAUGGACAAACUUGUAGAUCCCAAUUGUUACAGUAGUUACAACUCGUAUUUGGGUGUUUUUCACUACAAUGACGUUUCUCAAUUUUGGGAUUUGGUUUUGAAAGAUUUCAUGUUGUGGACGGUUAUUGUGUCUUGUUUGUUCUUUUAUGUGUUCUUAAUUGGCAUGUUUAGAAAGAAUAUAGCCAUGCAAAGAAGAUUAUUUGGACCAUAUAUUGCACCAUUCUGCAUCCUAAUUAUUAGCUUAAUGUACAUUGAGCCCAUAUUAAUGUCACUUUUCAAAAAUGUUGGAAAGAAUAUCAUUCCUCUCAUUCCCAUUCCAAACUUUUUCAUGUCCCUUCUGAGUGCUUCCUAUAUUGUUAUUUCCAUUCGAUUUUAUUAUUUGAGAAAUCUCUAUCAAAUUCUAAAACAUUUUCAUGUCAGCAUGACUAUUUUGAGGAUUUUAAAACGAUUGGCUCAUCCUUUCAUCAUUUUUCUGAUCGUCAUGUUCACAGCAAUGAUUAUGUUUGCAAUUUGGUUUGGAAUCUUUUAUGGAGUUUUACAUAAUAUCAUUAUUGAGAAAUUUGGUAGAUUUGAAUGGACACUUCAAUUUGAUGCUUCCUUAUUGGCGUUAACCACUCAAUUUGGAUUUUUGAGUUUAAUUUCCAUCCUUUGUUUGGUAUAUGAUGGUAUUUCUAAUAGGAGAAAGAUUAGAAAACAUGGAUUUAGUUAUUAUUACAUGUUUGACGAUCCAUUUCAUUUGAGAGUGGAUAUUAUUUCACAACUCAUGAUACUAUUGACGUCAAUUCUCGUCGUGUUGGAUAUUUUUGUUUGGAAGACUCUUGUCAUCAACAGAAUUGGAAUUGCAUUAUUCUUUCUUUGUUCUCUAAUGAUUUUUGGAGGAAAUAUCAUGCUUCUUGAAAUUGUUUCAUUGUUGAAAAACAAGAAAUGGAUGAAAACCGCAUGCUGUUAUGAACCAGGUCCAGAGGAAGUCACAGAUAUAGAAAAAGAAUGGUAUGAACACAUGAAGGACAUAAAUUUCAGAGAAUUACAAGAGGCAUUUGCAAUCAACUUCCAUUCCGCAGAAAAUCUAUACUUUUAUGAAUUAUUAGAAAAACUUGAAAAGAAACACCAAAUCACAUUCAAUGAUUUCCAACAAUUAGGAAACAUCAUUGAUUGUGUCAAUCUUUCUGCCGACUCUCAAAAUUUAUAUCAACAACUGGCCACACAUUUAACCAAUAAUCCAAAUGAAACAAUUCCCUUCCAUCAAUUAGAACCAAUCAAAAUUGAAGUGGUGGUCCAAAACAUUCUUCCAUCCAUUUUCAUGCCACUCAAACAUAAAAAGGAAUAUUUGAAAUGGAAACAUGUGACCUUAUUGCAGAAGGAAGCAAGUGUGGUAGAUGUCAAGAGUUUUGAAUGUUGA
This is a messenger RNA of Naegleria fowleri, 4101 nucleotides long. RefSeq lists its product as uncharacterized. Bases 1 to 4101 code for a protein of 1366 amino acids. The record is from RefSeq and is a predicted model, not a curated record. NCBI's taxonomy places the organism in Eukaryota, Heterolobosea, Eutetramitea, Acrasida, Naegleriidae. The transcript has 3 exons.